UAAGAACUUCCGCGAGAGAAUGUACGUCAGUCUAGCUUUUCCAUGUCAUCAAGAAUAAAGUGGAGGAGAUGAUGAGGGUUUGCCAUCACAAACGUUGCUGGAGAUCUCAAAAACUAAAUCAUCGUAAGAGAUAGCAUAAUAGACAAUAAUGCCAUCCCUGUCGUCUCCUUCCUUUUCUCGCUUGGUGGCAGCCUUGAAGCAGCACAAGAAGACUUGCACGGUCAUUGAAAGUUCCUGUGGUGGACUCAUCAAUGCUUCCAUUUUGGCACAGCCGGGAGCCUCCAACGUCUACUACGGAGGAUCCGUUGCCUACAAUACCCGUCGUGCCAAACCACUGUUGCUAAACAAUCCAGAAUUGCACAAGACUCUCACGGCUCCACUUACACAAGAUAAUGCCGAAAGCGAAAAGGAGCGCUACAUUCAAUCCAAAGUGGCAUGGACCCAACAAACCGCCAUUGCAUUUUGUGAAGGCAUGGACACGGAUAUUUGCAUUGCCGAAGGCGGUGCCACCGGACCCACAUUUCGUCCGGAAGGAUUGGACACGGGGUUUGCCGUCAUUGCCAUUGCCGCCAAAUCAUCACAAUCGUCAACAAAAAUCGUUAUUGUCAAACAAAAAUUGAUCGAAUCCACCCAUGCAAAUCGACAAGUCAAUAUGAGACUCUUUGCCGAUCGAGCGGCCGAAUUGGCAUUACAGGUAAUUACCGGAGGGGAAGAAGAGGAAGCAGCAGCAGAAGACACAAGUCAAGCUACAGUCGACAAACCACAUUUUGAUAGAGCCACGCAUUUGCGAGCCGAUCCGGAACAAUUGGAGGCAUUGGCCCAAGAUGCCCACUAUGUCAUACUCCACCAAAACGCGACGCUCUUUCAAACAAUACCUCCUCAAACUCAAGAGGACGACGACGACAAUACGGCACACAAUCGAAAGCUCCAACUAUUAUCUCAAACACAAGUCCAACAAGUCAUGGACUCGCUCCCCAAUGGCGCUCGCAAGGAGACUACCUUUUUGGGACUCCUCAAUGAUCACCAGGCCAUAUUUGGUGUGGACAUUUUGUCUUGCAAUGACGACUCCUCCAAAGUGGAAACCGCCAUUCACACGACACUGAAUACGGACGAGUGUCACUUUCAAGAUACGCGCACCGUGGCUCCCUUGUUGGCAUCGUCUUGCGAAAAUGAAAUUGUCCUGCAUGCCACGGCAUUGGCGCAAUGGCAACGGCGGGCACCGCACUGUACCGUCUGUGGAACCAUCACGCGUCUCGAAGAUGGCGGGACACGGCGGGUCUGUACCAACACUGAUUGUGGCCACCAAAGUUGGCCACGACAAGAUCCCAGCAUGAUUGCCGUUGUGUCCAAUCGACAAGGUACCAAAGUAUUAUUGGGACGUUCCAAACGACAUCCUGCCAAAAUGCACACGGCAUUGGCGGGGUUUGUGGAAGCGGGAGAAACCAUGGAACGGGCGGUAGCGCGAGAAGUCUACGAAGAAACGGGAAUUCGAGUGGAUCUAGAUAGUGUUCGAUAUGUGGCAUCGCAACCGUGGCCCUUUCCGCAAUCGACCAUGAUUGGAUUUACAGUCGAGGCAGAUGAGCAACAAACGUUGAAUGUGGAUACCAAUGAAUUGGUGGAUGCCCGGUGGUUUGAUCGAUCCGAAGUGGAAUUGGCGUCCACGGUAUUAGGACCCGUCAUGCAAGUACCAGUGGCCAACGAAGCUCUGGCCGACAACCCGGCCCUCACGCUGCUGAUUCCUCCCAAAGGUGUGCUAGCUCGACAGCUGAUUGAUACGUGGCUGGAGGGGUCGUCCAAGUAAGUUGGUGAGAAAACACAAUUAUGGUGCGCGAACUAUCCGUGCAGGCGCAACCAGAAGUGCCGCAGCUACAAGCUACAGUCGUACUAGUAGGCAGCAAGCUACAACAACCGAUAUCAUGCCUCUAGUAGAGCUAGCAAAGUACUGUAGAGAUAUUGGUCGGGCUCCUGGUUGUGGCAAGGCCGUACACGGACAGCAAUCCUACUCGCCUCCUUGCCACCAAGCUAGGCCACAGCUAGACUACAUGUAUGUCACAAACAAAAGCCCUACCGGUAUUUUAAAAGUGAAACAACUAAUCAGCAUUUGGACGACGCUCAUCCAUGCACUGCACA
Molecule: messenger RNA, 2130 nt
Organism: Seminavis robusta
Lineage: Eukaryota; Bacillariophyta; Bacillariophyceae; Naviculales; Naviculaceae
Source: the annotation of a GenBank genome assembly